AUGCAAAUUUUGAAUGCUAUAAAGGCGAAUAAAUGCUUCCAUAAGACCACUGCUUUCGACUUUUUGAAAACUUUUCGGAUUGGAGUGUAUGGUUUUUUUCAAAUUUAUUCAAUAUUUUUUCUUCACAAUAAAUCGCAUGAGAAUUGUGCAGAUAUUCAGAUUAUGAAGUUGAUUAUCUUGGCUCAAAUUAUCACUCUCCUUGUCACUCAGCUAGUACUGCUUGGAAAUGCUAAAACUGAAUGCUCAAUAUCUAAUUUUGAUUUGGCUUUUCCAAAUUAUGAUUACAUUGUCUAUGGGAUUCGAAGUGAUACGAAAAUUUUCAUUGCACCAAAGAAUUUAUUAAAAAAACAUACUGACGAGAAAUUUCGCUUUGCUUUGAAAAAUGAUUAUGAACCUGCAACACAAGCAACAGAAGCUAUUUUGUAUUACGAAGCAUUCAUGGUAGAAGUUCAUGGCUUAUUACAAUUCAUAGCAUUUUGGCAAGAGCCAAUAUAUCGUGACGUUGGUGUUACGGAAGUGUUUGGAUUAUCACGUCUAACUUAUGUGGAAGCAUUUCGAUUAGGUUUUGAACCACGGGAAAAUCAGUUGUUAUCGUCAAUUCAACAUACAACACUUUUAUAUUUCAGUGAUUUGACAACUAAUCAUUUAAAAUUGAGAACAACAAAAGAUGGAAGGAUUUUUGUAUUUAAAACUGCUACAAAUCACAAUAGGCAGUAUGAAAUUAUUCUUGGAAGGACUGGUGCAAAGCUGUUUGUAGAAAAUACUAUCGUUACUAACAGUCCACCACGGAUAAGCAGGGACGUAAUAAUCUUAGGGAAUCAUAAUAAUGAAUACAAAAAAUGGUGA
Messenger RNA from Thelazia callipaeda (thelaziosis nematode), 846 nucleotides. NCBI's taxonomy places the organism in Eukaryota, Metazoa, Nematoda, Chromadorea, Rhabditida, Thelaziidae. The record is from the annotation of a GenBank genome assembly.